This is a messenger RNA of Micropterus dolomieu (smallmouth bass), 1368 nucleotides long. RefSeq names its product ATP synthase mitochondrial F1 complex assembly factor 1 (gene atpaf1). NCBI's taxonomy places the organism in Eukaryota, Metazoa, Chordata, Actinopteri, Centrarchiformes, Centrarchidae. Gene Ontology annotation, cellular component: mitochondrion. The transcript has 9 exons. The record is from RefSeq and is a predicted model, not a curated record. Gene Ontology annotation, biological process: mitochondrial proton-transporting ATP synthase complex assembly. Bases 2 to 937 code for a protein of 311 amino acids.
GAUGUUGGACGGGAGCGAUGGAAAGAUGGCGGCGGCCAUGGUACAAAUGUCAUGUUUGUACCGGGGGAUGUUAGCGGUCAGGGCCACCGGGAUCAGGACGCUGAUCCCUGGGCUGGUCCCGUCGCAGUUCCGAGCCUUCUCAGUCCGGAAGGAGCCGGAGCUGGAGGAGAACCCGUACUACAGCAAGUACCAGGACAAGAUCCAGAAGCUGCGCAGUGCCAAACCACAGGAGUACAAAGCCCGACUAGAGAAACGGCACGAGGCCAAGAAUGAAGUGCUUGGACACUCAAAGCAGGCGGAGUUCGUCCGGCUCAUGGAGCAGGAGAUGGAGAAACGGGACAAGAUAGCAGCCGCCGAUGCCGAAUCAGGAGGUUUCACAAAGAACAAGACGCUGGGCUCCAUCCUCAACAUGGACAUGAUCAGGGACAAGACAGGCGAGGAAAUUGCAGAGCUUUGGAUGAAAUAUUAUUCGACCAAGGACACAAUCAGCGCUGUCAUCCCGACGCAGAUCUACGAUGUGAUUUUCAGCAGAUCAAAGUCCUGCCAGAUGUUUCUCUACGCUUUGCCUCAGAAGGAGGGUUAUGAGUUCUUCUUGGGUCAGUGGUCCGGACACGAGCUCCACUUCACCUCCCUCAUCAACGUCCAGAUGCUGGGCGAGAACGCACCCAGUCAGCUGAUCCUCUACCAUUACCCAGACCUGAAGGAGGAGAAAGGCGUUGUCCUCAUGACUGCUGAGAUGGACCCCAAGUUCGUAACUGUCCACCAGGCUCAGUGCUUGGCCAAUCAGGUGCAGCUAUUCUAUGGCACGCAGAGGCAGGAGACGUACCGAUUGGUCGAGGCCUUUAACCACCACCCUGCAGACUUCAAACACAUGUCUGUGAUAGCGGAGCUGGAGCAGAGCGGCUUGGGGCCAGCGGACGCACCCAGAGGCUCGUAGGGGAGACCAGAGAUGGGCCGGCGUCACCAACCAGCUCGCCUGCAGUCAGAUUUCCCAGGAACUAUGGGUCAUCAUCUAAAGUCACAAAGAGAAAUGUGCUUCUUUGCUCCGCACUUUCCACUGGGAUACACCUGUUCUUCAUACUGUAUGCAACGUUUACAGCAGCGGCUGUGAUUCAGGCAAAAGAAUUGAAAGGAGCAUCAGAAGCUUCUCAUGAACUCCGUCUUGAUCAUCUGACAUUUGCAACACAUCUGGUCAUUGAGCAUGAACUUGUAACCACAGGAGAAUAAUGUGGUAUUGAUCAGUUCUAUGAUAAAUGGAUUCCACUGUAUGCUACCCUCCAUAUUAGACUGGAGCAGAAGGACUUUGUUAGCCCAGUAGCUAUCCCUGAAAAGUCAUUACGUUGAAUAAAUCAUCUUGAAAACCCCAAA